Varanus komodoensis (Komodo dragon) is the source of this 4165-nucleotide messenger RNA. It is a transcript of the gene THAP12, whose product is annotated as THAP domain containing 12. NCBI's taxonomy places the organism in Eukaryota, Metazoa, Chordata, Lepidosauria, Squamata, Varanidae. Gene Ontology annotation, molecular function: protein dimerization activity. The coding region runs from base 837 to 2942 and encodes 701 amino acids. The transcript is spliced from 5 exons. The record is from RefSeq and is a predicted model, not a curated record.
GCUAGACCUGGUCACACCAUAAAUGUGGCCAGGUUAUUCACAAUUAGGAUCUCUUCCGUUUUAUUUCCAGGGGAUGCAAGCAUAUUGAUAUUUUUUGUUAUCUGAUCUGUUAUUUAAGAUAUGUGAAUUUGCAACGAGGAAAUAAUAACAAAAGUCAUGACAGCCCCGUAGUUUUCUGACAUAACUUCCUGUCCAUAGGCCAUCAUGCAUGAACAGUUUCUUUAACUUUGUUUUUUCUUACAGACAGUUGAAAUAUAGUUUGAGGAAAUAAAUAAUGAAAUGAAACGUGAGGCAGUCUGCCAACCUCUGGAGGUAUUAGACUGCAGUUCCCAUCAUUCCCAAUCAUACUGGCUGGGUAUUAGGGAGUUGCAGUUGACCACACAGCGGUUGUAGAUUGAGGAAGGCAAAUAGAACUUUGAAACGAAGUUCUAUUCGCUACUUCAUUAUUUCUCCUUGAGGCCGAUAAUUAAAACUGCAUGUAAACUUUAGAGCUGUUUUCAGGCAUGAAUUUCAAAGAAUUUAUCCAAGCAUUUGUAAUGCUGAGUUCUGCUAUUCCUUUUUCAUAACCAAAGCACUUUUUCUGAAUAAAACCAGAGGCUCACUCCAUUCUUAACACUCUUGAAAGUGUGACUUUUAGGGAGCCAAAGAAUGCAAAGUGCCUGUCCACUGAGGUUUCUGGAUGGGUCACUGCUCUGGCUGCCGUCUCCUGAUUCAUCCAGAGAUGCAACAGAUGUCAGCGCUGGGUUGAGAACUGCCGAAGAGCUGAUCUUGAAGAUAAGACGCCAGACCAGCUGAACAAGCAUUACCGACUCUGCGCAAAACACUUUGAAACAUCGAUGAUAUGUCGAAGUAGCCCUUACAGGACCGUCUUGCGAGACAACGCUGUGCCCACGAUAUUUGACCUCACGAGCCAUUUGAACAAUCCGCACAGCAGGCACAGGAAGAGGAUUAAAGAGCUGAGUGAAGAAGAAAUCAGAACCCUAAAGCAACAGAAGAUUGACGAAGCUUUUGAACAGGAGAAGACCAAUCAGGAGUCUGUCGACAACGACAUCCAGAACCCAGCUUCCGAUGAAGGUGCUGAUGAGCCAGUAGAAGAGGAUGUCCCUUUAACCCAAGAGGAGAGGGAAAACAAAGACUACCUUAAAUCUUUAUUUGAAAUUUUAAUUUUGAUGGGGAGGCAAAACAUCCCUUUGGACGGCCACAAUGCCGACGAACUCCCCGAAGGCAUCUUCACUCCAGACAAUUUCCAGGCUCUCUUGGAAUUCAGGAUAAAUUCUGGAGAUGAGGUUUUGAGGAAGCGGUUUGAGACGACUGCUGUGAAUCUGGCUUAUUGCUCAAAAGCCCAACAGAAGCAGAUGCUGGAGAUCUGCGAAAGCUGCGUGCGGGAAGAAACGCUCAGGGAAGUCAGAGACUCUCACUUCUUCUCUAUCGUCACGGAUGAAGUGGUGGAUCUAGGCAGUGAGGAACACUUGCCGGUGUUGGUGCGAUUCGUCGAUGAUUCCCACAACCUGAGGGAAGAGUUCAUUGGGUUCUUGCCUUACGAGGCAGACCCAGAAAUCUUAGCUGUCAAGUUCCAUACAACCAUAACUGAAAAAUGGGGCUUAAACAUGGAAUAUUGCCGGGGACAAGCCUACAUUGUCUCUAGCGGCUUUGCUUCAAAAAUGAAGACCGUGGCGACAAGGAUCUUGGAAAAAUACCCCCAGGCUGUAUAUACCCUCUCCUCCUCCUGUGCCUUGAACAUUUGGCUAGCCAAAUCAGUUCCUGUGUUGGGUAUUUCCAUUGCACUGGGGACCAUAGAAGAAGUGUGCGUGUUUUUCCACCAGUCGCCCCAGUUGCUUGUGGAUUUGGACAAUGUUAUUUCUCUCCUCUUUCAGAACAGUGAAGGAAAGGGGAACGAGCUAAAAGAAAUUGUCCGUUCCCACUGGACGGAGCGGCAUGAUACUUUUGAGAUUGUCGUGGACCUCCUCCAGGCACUGGUGCUAUGCUUGGACGGCAUUAACGAGGCUUCGGUUCGGUGGAGCAGCUCGCUCGCGGGGCGGGCGUACAUACUCGCGACAGCCCUCGCCGACUUCGACUUCGUUGUCACCGUCGUGAUCAUCAAGAACAUCCUGUCCUUCACACGGGCUUUCGGCAAGAACCUCCAGGGUCAAACGUCGGAUGUCUUCUUCGCGGCCAGCAGCUUAACGGCCGUGUUGCAUUCCCUGAAUGAAGUGAUGGAUAACAUUGAAGUUUACCAUGAAUUCUGGUUUGAGGAAGCCACAAACCUGGCAACCAAACUGGACCUGCCCAUUAAGCUCCCGGGGAAGUUUAGCCGAGCCCAGCAAGGGAACCUGGGCUCCGAAAUAACCCCCGAGAAUUACUACAAAGAAGCACUUAGCAUUCCAACCGUGGAGCACAUAAUUCAGGAACUGAAGGACAUCUUCUCUGAGCAGCACCUGAGGGCGUUGAAGUGCUUGUCUUUGGUGCCCUCCGUCAUGGGGCAGCUCAAAUUUAACACUUCGGAGGAGCAUCAUGCCGACAUGUACAAAAACGACCUGACCAAUCCGGAUACGCUGUCUGCAGAACUUCAUUGCUGGCGGAUCAAGUGGAAGCACCGCGGGAAGGAUAUAGAGCUUCCCACAACCAUUUACGAAACCCUCCACCUGCCUGAUAUCAAGUUCUUCCCGAACGUGUAUUCCUUGCUCAAGGUUUUGUGCAUCCUCCCAGUUAUGAAGGUGGAGAAUGAGAAAUUUGAAAUCGGCAGGAGGCGCUUGAAGGCCUACCUAAAGAACACCUUGACUGAGCAGAGGUCGAGUAACCUUGCCCUGCUAAACAUAAACUUUGAUAUUAAACAUGACUUGGAUUUAAUGGUCGACACGUACAUCAAACUGUAUCCAGUCAAAGUGGAAUUCCAAGAAGAAUUCCUCCCAUCCAACAGUUCAGAAGCAACAGAGGAGACCUAACAGAUAUGGGGAGGGGGAAAGAAGCCCUGGUCUGUUUGGGGUCCUCUUGUUUCCUUUUGUUUUUUUAAGAGAAAGGGUUUCCGAGGCAGUGGAGUAAUUGCUGUGAGGAUUCUUCCGUUUUAGGUGUGUCUCUUCGAAAGAAGCUGUGAGCAGUUGACCCAGAGCGGUUUUUGUUUUGCUUGUUGAUCUGCUCUGGUUAAUUAUUCUGUAAAGCUCUAAAAGAAUACAGGAUGUUAAGCUUUGGGUAUGACCGUGCGUCGGUUUCCCUUUUGCCAUUAAAGUGGAAUGGAGUUUUAUUUCGUCACUUUGAGAAAGCCCUGUGCAAGUGCACAGAAGGUCCUCUUACGUUCAGCCAUACUUACAGUCAAAUAACUGAAAAGACCCCCUUUUAAAUUAGCAAAACAGAUGGAUUGUCCUUUUGCUUCUUGACCAGGAAGAACACACUAAAUUGUGUGAAUUUAAACUAUUGGGAUGCCUUUUGGUUUGGCCUAUUACAACCUUCCCUAAGCUAGGACCCUUCGGAUGUGCUGGGACUACAACUCCCAGCAUCUCCUCAGCCAGCUACACUGGGAGUUAAAGUCCCAGCACAGCUGGAGAGCCCCAGUUUGAAGAAGCCUGGCCCGGUACAAACACAGCAAUGCUGUUGUCCAAAUUUGAUGUCUUUUCCGUCUCUGGAAUUAGAUCGCACAGGAAUUCCUGGGCCUCUGAUGCUGCCACACAGAGGAUUUUCAGUAUGGGGGGGGCUGAAAGACAAGCACAUCCCCUCCCCUCUUCACAUGUCAAGGAUAUUUGUGUGGCCCUGACCAAGGGAUGCAUUUGUGAGUUCAGAGGUGCAUUUUAAUAAUUUCAACUCGCUUGAGCGAGAUGGCCUUUCUGCGAUUCCUCUUCUGUUGGAUUCCCUGCAUAGAGGCCCUCUUCAACAUCGUGUGCUGUUAUGAAUGGAAGAGAACUGCUUUGGGGAAUGAAACCAUCGUGUAGAAACUGUAUUCCAUGGGCAUAUAAUAGUCAGACCUGUAUGUAAGUUGUUUUUUUAAAAAAAAACUAGCUUUCUUCCAGGAAAUGAAUUGUAAACUUUAAAAUGAGCAACAAAGAGGGUGUUUUGUUUGUUUUGUUUUUUAUGUAGAUGUCAUAUGGAGAUUUUUCUGCUGGUAUUUUUUGGCAAAACGGAGACUUUUUUGUAUAGUUUAUUUCCAUGCAGAAUAAAAUGUGAUUUUGCUAUUUUA